Molecule: messenger RNA, 3240 nt
Organism: Frankliniella occidentalis (western flower thrips)
Lineage: Eukaryota; Metazoa; Arthropoda; Insecta; Thysanoptera; Thripidae
Exons: 5
Coding region: 207-2972 (921 amino acids)
Source: RefSeq, a predicted model, not a curated record
GCUGCAGUCCAGCCGGGUGCCGGGUCGGGGCCCGCUCUCGCCCUCGCCUCGCCGCUCGGCUCCGGCCGGCUCGGCUCGUCAGUCAGACGCUCGCUGCCGGCGCGCUAGGUCGUGUCUCGAGGGAGCCUCCGUACCGCGCCGCGCCGCCGCACCGCACCCCACGCGCCAGCCGACAACAAGAGGCCGCUGCCCGCCCGCCGCCCGCCAUGGCGGUGCCCAUGGUGUCCCCAAACACCGACAGCCCGGCGGCCGCGACCACGGCGCCGGCCAUGAAGCGUGCCGCCAAGAAGGACAAGUCCAAGAUCAACUUGGAGUUCAUGAGCUGGGUCAAGCGUAUGCCCUCGAACGAGAGGAAAGACAAGCUGCAGCAGAUUGUGUCUGGGAAGGUUCUUGGUGGAACCUCAGCAAAGCUUGCCUUGAGCAAGUUACAGUCAAGACCAGAGGUCAGAAUGCAGAGGGUUGAUUUUGCAAAAGCUAUGGCUGACUUCGCUAAUCAAAGCAGGGCUUCUACAUCUUCGACUCCGUCUUCAGAGUCUGUGCCAGAUGCGUGCCAUGUUACCAGUACAUCAGCGACCAAAGUUGCCAGACAGAGGCCAUGCCCUCUCUCCCGGAGGCCAUGUCCUCUCUCCCGCAAAAGAAGAUCAACGGAAACUUCAGAGCAGCCUAAGUCCAAACAGCGUAUUGCCCCAGUGGAAGACGACACAAGUAUUUCAGCGGAUGGAAACACAAGCGCGUUAGCAGAUCAGGGACCAGCGUCGCAGGUUUCAUUGCAAAAAAAGACACAUGCCGCAGAGGAUCAGGGAUCAGCGUCACAGGUUCCUGCGCAUGACAACCCACACCCAACAGAGGAGCAGAGACCGAUCACGGAAUCUCGAAUUCAAGCGAAGGAACCCCCUGUGAGUGAUCUCACCGCCCGAGACCAUCUAGUCCAAGAGCCAUCGACAGUCGAGCCAAACAACUCCACCCGUGCAGCAACCGCCAGUCCCCAGCUGGGGCCAAAUGGCCAUCAGAUGAAGUCCUCAUUUUCCGUGGAGAUUAGUUCAACAUCUUCUAAACCUCAAAAGCGUUUUCUGACACCUGGAGUUGUGGACUUGGUUGUUGCUGAUGCAGCCCUUGCUAUUGCGUCCGUUGAAAGUCUGCUGUCGAAAUUAAACGAGGAUCUUGAGAAGGAUUCAUUGAGCUCGAAAAGCACAGAGACAAUCAAUAGAUUGUUAGAAUGUUCCACAUCUAUAGGCUUCAAAGCUGACGUCGUCAGGAAUUGCGUCGAGAGAGGUGUUAUGAAGAGUCUGGGCUCUGCCUUCUACCCCAAACUACUGCAAGAAGUGCAAAAAAAUCAAAAAUUAAACUUGUAUUCUAAUAUGAGGUUAAUGUCAAUGGUGAAUAUGCUCUUAGGAUUGACUCUGCCUAAUUCUGACCCAAAGGUGACGCUCAAUGCUCUUGUGGCGAAGUCAUUGUAUGAUCAACGCCCAAGAGCUCCAACAACUGCUGAGUCUACGCCACAGCCAAUGCCAAGCACAGCACCACAGUUACCAAGCCAGUCUCAGGUCAGCGUCAUUAAAGAGAACCAAAACCGCUCUGUUGAAGUUCCAUCUAGUCAGCCAGUUCCUGUUUCCAGCCAAGCAGCCAUCGUUCGAACAUCGCACGGUUUACAACUUACCCAUGCGUCGCCCAAUGUGAUGGUAGUGCCGUCCCAGAAGGGGGGGCAAGUUACCAGCGGAGACCAAGUAAGCCACAGUAGAGGGGCAUCACAGAUACGACGUUCACAAAUGGACGCUCAAGUUCCUCAAUCCUACUCUCAGGUUCCUCAGUCCUACGCUUCUCAAGUUCCUCAAUCCUACGCUUCUCAAGUUCCUCAAUCCUACGCUCAAGUGUUCCAAGCUGAAUCCCAAACGCUUCCUGUUCAAGAUUUUGGGACCAUUGUCAGCAGUGUGCCUCAAGGUGCUCAAUUGGUCCACGUUUCGACGACUCAGUCCGUCACAGCUGCUCAGGCACAGGAGCAAACCCACUAUCAGCAACAACAUGCACAUACCAAAAACCCCCCUUCAUACAGCCAUCAAGAUUUGCAACGUCUCACUCAACAGCAAGCUCAACUGCAAGCUCAGCGUCAGAAAGCUCAACUGCAAGCUCAGCGACAGAAAGCUCAGCUGCAGCAACCUCGGCAGCAGCAACCGCAGCUUCAACAACCUCCUCAGCUGCAGCAAGCUCAGCUGCUGCAAUCUCAGCUGCUGCAGUCUCAGGUGCAGCAACAUCAGCUUCAACAACCUCCCCAGCUGCAGCAAUCUCAGCUCCAGCAACCUCAUCUGCAGCAAUCUCAGCUGCUGCAGCCUCAGGUGCAGCAACAUCAGCUGCUGCAACCUCAGCUUCAACAGAAUCUUUCGUGGCAGAUGCAACAAUACCAACAAACCCAGCUACAGAUUAGUUCGUUUAGUCAGUGGCCGCAGACUCAACAACAUCCUCAAAAUCAGCUGCAGCAACAUCCUCAAAAUCAGCUACAGCAACAGUUUCAAAGUCAGCUGCAGCAACCUUCACAAAGUCAGCAGCAGCAUCCCCAGCAAUACCACCUAAGUCAGCGGCAACAGCCCCAGCAAUACCUGCAACAAAGUCAGCAGCAGAUGCAUCAGCCGCAAUACCAGACGCAGCAACAGCAGCAACAGCAGCAACAGCAGCAACAGCAGCAACAGCAGCAACAGCAGCAACAGCAGCAACAGCAGCAACAGCAGCAACAGCAGCAAAGUCAAGUGCAGAACCAGCAAUUGAUCCUGAUGCAGUACCAACAACGCAUGGCUUACCAACAACCGCAGUUAGUGAGUCGACAGCAGAGUCGGAUGUCGGGGAACCAAGGGCAGCAAACCCAAUUCUACCCUGGGAUGCAAGCCGGUGCGAGCAGCUACGUGCAAGUACAGGUGGAACAUCGCCCGCCAGCGAGAACCUCUUCACGUGACAGCGGUAUCUCCACUCCUGAACUGAUCUGAGUGCUGACGAUCUCCAGUUUUACCCAUUAGUGUAAUGUUUCUACUGUAAGGGUCCUCAUUUGUUUCCAUUAUGACAUUUGUCUACGUUCAUCGAGGUAUCCUAUGUUAAACUGAAGUGAUAUUUAAUGUACAAAUUAAUUUUACCUAUAAGAACAUUGUUCCAAGAUACGUCCGUCCCCUGUACAGACGACGAUUGUUAUGUGGUCUUGUUAUGUGUUCGACAAAAGACUUAUUUUAUAUUUUUAAUUAAAUUAUUUAUCGGUUUUCA